Trachymyrmex cornetzi is the source of this 825-nucleotide messenger RNA. RefSeq lists its product as uncharacterized. Gene Ontology annotation, biological process: regulation of transcription by RNA polymerase II. The coding region runs from base 1 to 825 and encodes 274 amino acids. Gene Ontology annotation, cellular component: transcription regulator complex; nucleus. The transcript is spliced from 5 exons. The record is from RefSeq and is a predicted model, not a curated record. Lineage: Eukaryota; Metazoa; Arthropoda; Insecta; Hymenoptera; Formicidae.
AUGAUUUGUAAUGCCGAUGAAAUUCGAAGCCACCCAUGUUUAGAUUCUUUCACACAAUUUUAUAUGGACGAGCAGCAUUAUUUUUAUCCACAGUGUGACGAUGGAAAAAUUUUACGUAGAAGCCUGGUAGAUGGCAUUGAAAAAAAUGUUUUGAAGAUGCCAAAUAAUGCAGAGGAAAGCACCGAGGAGACAAAAAUACCAAAUGAGGAGGACUUUGAUGUAGAAAAUCUUCCAGAAAAUGAAAAUUUGCCGAAGAUAUUUAUAGAAGGGCGUCUCAUUGAGGCGAUUCGAAGACGACCGCCUCUCUGGAAUUUUAAGCUUCCAGUUGCACAAAGGGAUGUUCGGAGCAAAGAAAAGUUGUGGCUAGAUGUGGUCGCAGUUAUGAAAGAUGUGAUUACUGUAGCUGAUACCAAAAAGAAAUGGAAGUCCCUCUCGGAUACAUUUAGGAGGUACCGGAAAAAUAUGCAGUUGCCAAGUGGCUCAGCAGCUCAGAAAAUGUCAAAUACGACGUCAAAUAUCCCCAUCACAGAAGAUACUUUAAACAAUACUGAUUGUGACAGCGUGAAUGAUAGUAUGAGUAGUGUUUCACCACGUAUUGGUCCGGGUCAUCAAAAAAAAAAUAAAGAAAAUUUUAUGGAUGAAAUGCAACAGUUGAUACGGGAGCCCAUAAAUAUUGACAUACAGCAGAAUAAUCAGAGUCCGUCUCUUGGAUUCUGCACCACGGUUGCAUACAGGCUCGAUAGUCUGAGCGAAGAUGCACGGGACAGGGCGAUGGUGCGUAUACUCGAGAUGCUGCAUGAAGAACGCCACAGGAAUCAAGCUUAG